This is a messenger RNA of Camelus dromedarius (Arabian camel), 2370 nucleotides long. RefSeq names its product disintegrin and metalloproteinase domain-containing protein 21. Gene Ontology annotation, molecular function: metalloendopeptidase activity. Gene Ontology annotation, biological process: proteolysis; male gonad development. The record is from RefSeq and is a predicted model, not a curated record. NCBI's taxonomy places the organism in Eukaryota, Metazoa, Chordata, Mammalia, Artiodactyla, Camelidae. Gene Ontology annotation, cellular component: external side of plasma membrane; plasma membrane; sperm head plasma membrane. The transcript has a single exon. The coding region runs from base 16 to 2172 and encodes 718 amino acids.
AAUGGCCACUCCAUAAUGGUGGCUGGUGAGGCUGCAGUAUCCAUGGGAGUCGUUGUACUGCUCUGGCUUGAGGUGUCUCUGUUCCCUUGUGGCCUCUCCCAGGCUGGGCGUUCCCAAAGCCUCAGCUCCCCAGAUGUGGUGAUCCCCUCAAAGGUUACCAACAGAAGCAGAGGUGCAAAGGCUCCAGGCUGGCUCUCCUACAGCCUGCAGUUUGGGGGCUGGCAACAUGUUGUCCACAUGAGGGCUAAGAAGAUCUUGGUUUCCAGACAUCUCCCAGUGUUCACCUACACGGACCAGCAUGCCCUCCGCCAGGAUCAGCCUUUUGUUCCUGAUGACUGCUACUAUCAUGGCUAUGUGGAGGGGGCCCUGGAGUCCCUGGUUUCCCUCAGUACUUGUUCUGGGGGCUUUCAAGGAAUGCUACAGAUAAAUGACAUUACUUAUGAAAUUGAGCCCAUCAGGCACUCUACCACAUUUGAACACCUGAUUUAUAAGAUAAACACUAAUGAGACACAAGUCUCACUUAUGAGAUGUGGCUUAACAAAUAAACCACAUCAACAGAUGGAAUUUGAAGAGGCCGAAAAAUUAACUCUGAGACAAAAUUCUGCUCAUAACUGGUGGACCCACUCAUGGUUUCUGGAGCUGACUGUGGUGGUAGAUCACAAUUUCUUCAUUUACUGCCAAAGUAAUUUCUCAAAUGUGCAGGAGAAUGUAUUUGUUGUUGUUAACAUAGUGGAUUCCAUUUAUCAGCAGUUGGGUACUUAUGUGAUUUUGACUGGAAUUGAGAUUUGGAAUCAUGGAAAUGUUUUCCCAAUGAUAAGCAUAGAACAGGUUCUGGAGGAUUUCUCUCAGUGGAAACAAAUCAGUCUUUCCCAGCUACAGUAUGAUGCUGCACAUAUUUUCAUUAAAAAUUCACUCAUAAGUGUACUUGGGAUAGCCUAUGUUGCAGGAAUAUGUCAUCCUCCUAUUGACUGUGGAGUUAAUAAUUUCAAAGGAGAUCCCUGGUCUGUUUUUGCCCUCACUGUAGCUCAUGAGUUAGGUCACACUUUGGGUAUGCAGCAUGAUGAAGAAUUCUGUUUGUGUGGGCAAAGUGCUUGCAUCAUGAAUGCUGUCAGAGUGCCAUCAGAGAGAUUCACCAAUUGUAGUUAUGCAGACUUUACAAAGACCACUUUAAACCAGGGAUCAUGUCUGUACAGUCCUCCAAUUCCAGGGGCAGUCUUUAUGCCGAAACGCUGUGGGAACGGUGUGGUUGAAGCAGAAGAAAAGUGUGACUGUGGCUCUAUAAAGCAGUGUGAACAAGAUCCCUGUUGUCUGUUGAACUGCACUCUGAGGCCUGGGGCUGCUUGUGCUUUUGGACUUUGUUGCAAAGACUGCAAGUUCAUGCCAGCAGGGGAACUCUGUAGACGUCAGGUCAGUGAAUGUGACCUUCCAGAGUGGUGCAAUGGAACAUCUCAUCAGUGCCCAGAAGAUGUAUAUGUGCAGGACGGGAUUCCCUGUAGUGAUGACAGUGCCUACUGCUAUCAAAAGAGAUGUAAUAACCGUGAUGAACAGUGCAGGGAGAUUUUCGGUGAAGGUGCAAAGAGUGCAUCUCAGAUUUGCUAUAAAGAAAUUAAUUCCCAGGGAAACCGUUUUGGCCACUGUGGUAUAAAUGGCACAACAUACCUCAAAUGUCGUACUUCAGAUAUCUUUUGUGGGAGAGUUCAGUGUGAGAAUGUGGGAGGCAUUCCCCAUCUGAGAGACCACUCAACAUUACAGUACACUCACAUCAAUGGUGUCACCUGCUGGAGUAUUGACUAUCACCUAGGGAUGAAUAUACCUGAUGUUGGUGAAGUGAAAGAUGGCACCAUGUGUGGUCCAGGAAAGAUCUGCCUACACAAGAAGUGUGUCAGUCUGUCUCUCCUGUCACGAGUCUGCUUGCCUGAGACCUGCAACAUGAAGGGGAUCUGCAAUAAUCAACAUCACUGCCACUGUGGCUAUGGGUGGUCCCCGCCCUACUGCCUACACAGAGGCAACGGAGGUAGCGUUGACAGUGGCCCAGCACCUGCCAGAAGAGUUUUCUUGCCAUUAUUUGUGACUCUUGCUUUGUCUGUUUUGCUUUUACCUUUGACUGCUAUAUUUAUGUACCUUCGAAAACGUUUUGGACCCGAGGAGACUAAGACUCAAUCUUCAGAUUAAGAACAUGCCUGUUAUUUAAUAUCAUAUACAUUACUAAGUUUUAAUCUAUUGGCAUUAGAAAUAUUACUCCAUGCCUGACACUGAGCACAUUUCUGGCAGUUUACAGAGAAAUACAGAGACCUUCCCUUCUGUUGGUAUCAGGAACAUUGCUGUCAAGCAAAGGUAAUUCCUGACAUCUUCCUAUCUACUGUUCACUGU